GAAGGGAUCGGACGGCGGGGAUCUCGGCGGGAUCCCGGCACCGUCGGCGGCACCAUGAACUCCCCAGAAGGGCCAAGCUUCCCACUGGGGCUGCUCUCUGGCGGCGCCUCCCCAAGCUGUGAUGAGGGCUUCUUCCCCUUCGUGCUGGAGCGGCGGGACUCAUUCCUGGGAGGGGGCCCGGGGCCCCAGGAGCCCGAGGACCUGGCCCUGCAGCUGCAGCAGAAGGAGAAGGACUUGCUGUUGGCUGCAGAACUCGGCAAGAUGCUUCUGGAGCGCAAUGAGGAGCUGCAGCGGCAGCUGGAGACGCUCAGCGCCCAGCACUCUGAGCGAGAGGAACGGCUGCAGCAGGAGAACCAUGAGCUCCGCCGGGGCCUGGCAGCACGGGGAGCUGAGUGGGAGGCCAGGGCUGUGGAGCUGGAGGGGGAUGUGGAGGCCCUGCGGGCCCAGCUUGGAGAACAACGCUCAGAGCAGCAGGACAGUGGGCGCGAACGAGCCCAGGCCCUCGGUGAACUCAGUGAGCAGAACCAACGGCUCAGCCAGCAGUUGGCCCAGGCCUCCCAGACUGAGCAGGAGCUUCAGAAGGAACUCGAUGGCCUUCGGGGGCAGUGCCAGGCCCAGGCCCUGGCCAGGGCAGAGCUGAGAUCACGACUGGAAAGUCUGCAGGGGGAGAACCAGAUGCUGCAGAGCCGCCGGCAGGACCUGGAGGCCCAGAUCCGAGGACUGCGUGAGGAGGUGGAGAAGGGCCAGGGCAGGCUACAGGCAACCCAUGAGGAGCUGUUGCUACUGCGGCGAGAGAGGCGGGAGCACAGCUUGGAGCUGGAAUGUGCGCGCUCCGAGGCCAGGGAGGCACUGAGUACCCUGCGGAGGCUGCAGCGGCGAGUUUCGGAGCUGGAGGAGGAGUCACUCCUGCAGGGCGCUGACACAUCGGGGGCCUCGCUGCAGUCAGAGCUUGCCCAUAGCCUGGACAGCGACCAGAACCAGAACGCAGAUGGACACAGAGACGCCCCGACCACUCUGUCCCCGGAGACCCAGGAGGCAUCCAGUCAACAGCCUUCAUCCCAGGAGGAGAGCUUGGAGCCUCCCAUCAAGAGAGCAUCCCUGAGCCCAGGAGAGAUACUGGAGGAGAAGGAGAUGGAAGUGGCCCAGCUGCAGGAUGAGAUCGCGCUUCAGCGGGCAGAGCUCCAGUCCCUGCGGGAGGAGCUGCAAAGGCAGAAGGAGCUGCGGGAACAGGAGGACCCCGAGGAGGCCCUGAGCUGCGCCCUCUCAGACAGGGAAGAGGCUGUGAACAAGACCCUGGAACUGUCCCUGGAGCUCAGCCGAGUCUCUCUGGAGCGGGACUCCCUCUCCCGGGAGCUGCUUCGCACCAUCCGCCAGAAGGUGGCGCUGACGCAAGAGCUGGAGGCCUGGCAGGACGACAUGCAAGUGGUGAUUGGGCAGCAGCUGCGCUCCCAACGCCAGAAGGAGCUGAGCGCGGCUAGAUCGGCCCCAAGCCGUCCAGCACCCCGCUUCUCCCUGCGCGGGGGCCCUGGACGUGCCGGCGGCUUCUUCAGCAACCUCUUCCGAAGGACCUAA
Eptesicus fuscus (big brown bat) is the source of this 1572-nucleotide messenger RNA. RefSeq names its product BICD family like cargo adaptor 2 (gene BICDL2). The coding region runs from base 55 to 1572 and encodes 505 amino acids. The transcript is spliced from 10 exons. Lineage: Eukaryota; Metazoa; Chordata; Mammalia; Chiroptera; Vespertilionidae. Gene Ontology annotation, biological process: Golgi to secretory granule transport; vesicle transport along microtubule. The record is from RefSeq and is a predicted model, not a curated record.